AUGCCAAAAGAACUAAAAAAACGUGGCCGUCGUGAGGCUAAACGGCAAAAGCUCGACCAUGACACUAAUUGUGAGGAAACCGCGAUAAGCAGUGCCAGCAGGCCAGCACAUGGUCUUGCUCUUUCUACACAAGCAUUUGUCUCCGGAGAAUCUGGUUCCACAGUCACCAAUCAGUUGCCAUUUGAAUCGUCAAUUGCGCCCGGUACAACUUUUUUCGGCCUAUUGGACGAGCAGGAACAAGAGUAUUUUAGAAAAGCCGAUGAGACGUUAGAGUCGGAUUUGUUUAAAAGUGAAGAGGAAAGGGACAUGUUUCUUCAGAAUGUGAUGAAAGAAACAGAGAACAAGGAGCUCAAGAUGGCUUGCAGUCAGGGAUGUUCACGAUUGCUGGAGAAGCUACUCUUUCUAGCAACCCCGGAUCGGGUGAAAGUCAUAUUUCAGAAAUUCCAUGGACACUUCGGCCAUCUCAUGGAACAUCGAUUUGCGUCCCACUGUUGUGAGGCUCUCUUUACAGUGGCCGCUUCGAUUUCAGCGGCGGAAUACGCGGGCCCCGCUCAUGAGAAGAUAGUUGGGGAUGACAAAGAAUUCGUCUCCACAGAAAGUCUCUUUCUCUACACUGUCACCGAGCUCGAACCGCUAAUUGAUGGCCUGCUCAUGAAUCCGUUCGGCGCACAUGUCCUUAGAACCCUAUUCCUCGUUCUUUCCGGAGCACCGCUAGACUCCCAAUCUCAUAAAUCGAUAAUUCAUAGCAAAAAAAAGGAGAAUAUCUUGGCGUCGGUAAAAAAGGAGGACGGCUACGAAGGCCAGGCACGACCGGUGCCAGAGUCUUUUAGAGAGGCCCUGAGUAAAAUUAUCAAUACAAUCACUGGGGAUAUCAACCGCGAGAGUAUACGAAACCUUGCGACAGAUCCUCUCGGAAGUCCAACUCUGCAGUUGUUGAUUGAAUUGGAUUUGGGUCGGUCCCGAAAAUACAAAAUUAAGAUCGAAGAGUCAUUAGUAGGGAAACUUCUACUACAGCAGCCCGAGGACGAGGAGAGAGACACGGAUGCUACUAGGUCUUUUGUUAAAAUGCUGCUCUCUGACACCAUUGGUUCCCACCUAUUAGAAAGAGUUAUGAUGUGUGUCCCCAAAAAGACAUUCAACCAACUCUACAACAUGUAUUUCAAGGGUGGACUUGGAAACCUAGCGGCGGGCGAGACUGCAAGUUAUGUGGUGAUUAAGAUCCUAGAUAAGUUGGAAACACCGGAAUUCAAGACUGCCGAAGAAGAGCUUGAGAGGGCAUUGCCGUCACUGCUCGAGAAUCAUCGGAUCGCUGUGAUUCGGUCCGUGGUUGAAAACUGCAGUAAACGCGGGCUCGUUGCAGAUGGCUUUUGUGAUUGCCUUUUUGAAACGUGGCGUUCGGGUUCUGGGGGGGAACGGAACCUCUUACUGGGAGUAUUAGAAAUAAGGCCGGAAGAUCUGGAAGAGAACGAUUCGAAAGAUAUCCGAAAGAAGAAUCCGGGUCAGCUACAUGCAUCGUUGCUGGUCCAAGCGGUACUUUCAGUCCCAGGGGAAUGUUCAAAACGAAUGAAAGAGAGUAUUUUGUCGUGCCCCGAGGAUGAUCUCAUAAAGCUUUGCAAGCACCAGACGGCAUCCCAUGCUAUACAGAAGAGUAUUGAGAUCGAUCCUACAGAUAUUGCAUACAAACGCAAGUUAGCUGGCCUUCUCUCCGGGUCAAUUCCGGAUCUAUCUGUGCAUCCCGUCGGCUCUCAUGUGGUCGACACGUUAUUUAAGGCCACAUUGGGCGGCCUUAAAUUACAACGACAAAGAAUUGCAGAGGAACUACUAGCCUCUGAAAGACGGCUACGGGAUUCCUUCCAUGGGAGAGCGGUGUGGAGGAAUUGGAAAAUGGAUAUGUACAAAACCAGGCGAUACGAUUGGAAUAAUAUAACGGUUGCUUCGAUAUCUAACGAAGCCCAGCCCGAGGGUUCGGAGGCUAAGAAAAGUGCGAUCCAGAUUGCAAGCGAGAGGCAUGCUGCAGCGAAGAGGGCGGAUGAGGAAAGGGAGAAGGAGAGAGAGAAGGAUAAAGAUGUCAAGGGUAGGCUCAAAGAAAGGGAGAAUACAGGCUCUCAGCGACCAAAGAAACGCAAGCAGAAAGAGCCUGUCGACGAGACGAAAAGCUAG
Molecule: messenger RNA, 2160 nt
Organism: Orbilia oligospora ATCC 24927
Lineage: Eukaryota; Fungi; Ascomycota; Orbiliomycetes; Orbiliales; Orbiliaceae
Exons: 5
Coding region: 1-2160 (719 amino acids)
Biological process (GO): endonucleolytic cleavage in 5'-ETS of tricistronic rRNA transcript (SSU-rRNA, 5.8S rRNA, LSU-rRNA); ribosomal small subunit export from nucleus; endonucleolytic cleavage in ITS1 to separate SSU-rRNA from 5.8S rRNA and LSU-rRNA from tricistronic rRNA transcript (SSU-rRNA, 5.8S rRNA, LSU-rRNA)
Cellular component (GO): preribosome, small subunit precursor; 90S preribosome; nucleolus
Molecular function (GO): RNA binding
Source: RefSeq, a predicted model, not a curated record